AGGUCCUUCCUUUUAAUUAACCAUUAGCGGAUCGUUGUUCCUUAGCUAUUAUCAAUCUCGAAUUGGUCAGCAAUCAUGAACACUGAUUCUGAAGCUAUCUCGCCUUCAAGACAUAAGAGACUUGGGACGUCCGAAUUCCAAUCUCCUACCAAACCAUUGCAUAGCAUCUUUAGAAGACAAAAUUCAUUUGAUUCGGCGGACAGCUCCACUAGUUUUGGCUCCAAUCGUCGUUCUAUUUCUCCUAUAAGAAAGUCCUUGUCUAACUCGUUGUAUAAUCCCACAAGCCCUUCACGACUCAGCACUACUGCAGGUAAGCUCAGAAAUCUUGUUCCAAUGCUUUCAGGGUCCCGAUCAUCAGUACACACUGAUGUAUCUCAGAUCACUUCCCUCACUUCCCAGUUGUUUCAGCCGGUACAAGAUGAUUCAACAUCCAUCAGAGAUUUUGCAGACACUUCAGGAGAUGAUGAUGAUGACUCUGGCUCUAAAUACAGUGCAAGUGUAGAAAGCAUACUUCAGGAAUACACUGACGAUAGUCCCAAAAAGAAGUUUUUCUUCAAUGAGCACUUUGAUGAGAAAUCUCUAGCUUCUGUGAAGAGAAACAUAAGCACGAAGUCAGUGAUCGAGAGGACUCUCAAUGAAACCAGGAGCGAUUUUGAGGGUACCUCUGGGUCUCAUAAUAGUUCAGUCGGUCGGUCUUCAAAGGAUUUUGCUAUCUUUCACGAUGCUAGUGGUUUCAUUGGCUCAAGUAGCAGUAAUCGCAGCAGUUCUGCCAACCCUGCUGCCAAUAAGCAUAUGACAGCAUUAUCCAGCAUCGAUAAUAAUACCUCAUCCUCAAGCAGUAGGAAUAAAAUUUACUAUGAUACCACUACUUAUGAUAACUUAAAUGAGACUUCCGAGAGACCGUUAUUUGAACAGAAGAGUUUCAUAAAUUCCAGAACCUCAUUGAAUUCCGGAGAAUUAUUAUCCAAAUUGAACCGCUCUUUAUCUGAUGUAGCAGAUCGGCAUGUACAUCCUUCUAGAGCCGUGGUUGCAUAUCGAGUGAAGAAUUCUCAGUCUCCCAAACUCAUCCAAAUUCCCAAUCCUGAACCAGCUCAUUACCAUGAUUCUGAUAUCAGCUCCGAAAACUCGAUUGGCUCGAUAACAGUCCCAACCACACGUGGUAUUGUAUCUAAGGCUCCUAAGUUUGGUUCAGCUUACCUUGGAUCUGCUAGAAGACCUCCUCCACAGGCACCUGUUCAAGAUUCAUUGUAUAAAUACAACCAACAUGAAGAUAUGUACCAAUCACAAACAACCAAAACAGUGGUUGACGGAUUUCCAGCCAUUGGAACUGCCCAAAGUAAUGUGACAUCUCCAGACUACACGGACUAUGAUGAGAGUUAUUUUGGAAACUUAGAAGAGAAACAAUCUCAGGAAUAUGUUGCUCCUCAACAUUUCUCAUGGUCUUAUUUUGUACUUCUCAUGGGAAUAGGUUUAAUUCUUCCACCUAUAUAUUUCUUGGUUUCAUUGGGGAUUUUCGACAAGUUGAAAAGCUCUAAAAACUAUUACAACGGAAUCUAUUAUCAGCAGCAGCUUCUGGUAAAUAGGGGUAGGGUAGUCAAGUUUAGUCCUCGGCAAAAACUUGUGAGCUUCUUUGUUGGAAUUCUUUGGUUUUCUAUAGUGCUCGGUAUGAUAGGAGUCGGUUUUGGGUUAACGCAAUGAAAUGUAAAAUAGAAUAUACAUGAUCAUAUCCCCGUAUUCGGAGGUGAGAUCUAGACUAA
Molecule: messenger RNA, 1757 nt
Organism: Yamadazyma tenuis ATCC 10573
Lineage: Eukaryota; Fungi; Ascomycota; Pichiomycetes; Serinales; Debaryomycetaceae
Source: RefSeq, a predicted model, not a curated record